Molecule: messenger RNA, 486 nt
Organism: Anopheles marshallii
Lineage: Eukaryota; Metazoa; Arthropoda; Insecta; Diptera; Culicidae
Product: putative peptidyl-prolyl cis-trans isomerase dodo
Exons: 3
Coding region: 1-486 (161 amino acids)
Cellular component (GO): cytosol; nucleus
Molecular function (GO): peptidyl-prolyl cis-trans isomerase activity; protein binding
Source: RefSeq, a predicted model, not a curated record
AUGUCCGAUGGUCAGGAAACGGUGCCGGAAGGAUGGGAAAAGCGUACCAGCCGUUCCACAGGGAUGACUUAUUAUCUUAAUGUGUACACCAAAGAAUCCCAGUGGAAUCCACCUACGGCACCCGCGGAACCGGCUAACACUAACGAACCACAUGAGGUGCAGUGUGCACAUCUGCUCGUAAAACAUAACAAAUCCCGCAGGCCAAGCUCGUGGCGAGAGGAAAACAUCACGCGCAGCAAGGAUGAAGCGCUGGAAAUUCUCGAAUCGUACCGCAAAAAAAUUCAAUCCAACGAAACGACGCUACAGGAGCUCGCACAGCGAUACUCGGACUGCAGCUCGGCCAAACGCGGUGGCGACUUGGGCAUGUUUAAGCGUGGCAUGAUGCAGAAACCGUUCGAGGAUGCUGCGUUCGCGCUGAAGGUGGGCGAUAUGUCCGAUAUUGUCGAUACGGAUUCGGGAGUUCAUUUGAUUCUUCGGUUAAAAUAG